Fusarium odoratissimum NRRL 54006 is the source of this 1422-nucleotide messenger RNA. Its product is annotated as ubiquitin carboxyl-terminal hydrolase L5. The coding region runs from base 191 to 1162 and encodes 323 amino acids. Gene Ontology annotation, biological process: protein deubiquitination; ubiquitin-dependent protein catabolic process. Gene Ontology annotation, molecular function: cysteine-type deubiquitinase activity. The transcript has 3 exons. The record is from RefSeq and is a predicted model, not a curated record. Gene Ontology annotation, cellular component: cytoplasm. NCBI's taxonomy places the organism in Eukaryota, Fungi, Ascomycota, Sordariomycetes, Hypocreales, Nectriaceae.
GUUGCCUUUGAAGCUCCUACUUUUAUUCUCUCUCCCAAACAACUUUAUAACACCCGAGAAGCGUCCUCACUCUGUCAAUCUAGUUGUGUACCCUUUGAGAGACUACGUCAAUUCUCAUUCCCUCAAAUACCUUAGUCAUAACCUCUAAUUCUAGCUGAAGUUGCUGGGAGACGCCAGACUUGUCGCAACAAUGAGUGGCGGAUGGAAUACCAUUGAGUCCGAUGCGGGUGUCUUUACCUCUCUCAUCGAGAAUCUUGGCGUCAAAGACGUUCAAUUCGAAGAACUCCUCACACUCGACCCAUCUGAGCUUCUGUCCUUACAGCCCGUCUACGGCGUGAUCUUCCUCUUCAAGUACCCGACUGAUCAACCAUAUGCGACACCCGAAGGACCCCGCGACGGCUCGUUCGACAAUGCCGCAUCCGAGAACAUCUUCUUCGCCGCCCAGACGAUUCAGAAUGCAUGCGCCACACAAGCUCUGUUGAGUGUACUACUCAACAAGACGAACGAUGUUGAAAUAGGCGAGAAGCUUGGCGAGUUCAGAGAGUUCACCAUGGUGUUGCCGCCCGAGUUCCGUGGUGAGGCGCUGAGCAACUCUGACCUCAUCCGUGAGGUGCACAACAGCUUUGCUCGCAGCAGUCCUUUUGCCGACGAGACGGACAAGACUGGCGCCGAGGCAGAGGAUGCGUUCCAUUUUAUCGCUUACACACCUAUUAACGGUACACUCUACGAGCUCGACGGUCUGCAACCCGCGCCCAUCUCCCACGGUGCUUGCAGCUCCGAGGACUUUGCCACCAAGGUAGUCGAUGUUCUCCAACGCCGUAUUGCGCGAUAUGAUACCACCGAGAUUCGUUUCAACCUCCUCGCCAUGUGCCGAGACCUACGACAGCGUGCGCGCGACUUUGGGGAUGAGGAGCUGCUCGCAAGAGAAGAGCGCAAGCGAAGGGACUGGAUGUUUGAGAAUGCUCUGCGAAGACAUAACUUUGUGGGCUUUGCGGGUGAGGUGAUGAAGGGAGUUGUGCGCAGUAAGAUCGCCGAGGGUGGUGAUGCUGCCUAUGAGAAGUGGGUGAAGGAGAGCCUGGAAAGGAGGAAGAAUGCGGAGCAGGCCAUGAGAGGUCGAGCUGGAGGUGGUGACGGUGAUGGCGAUGUUGAUAUGGGAGCUUGAAAUGUUUAAUGAAGGUCAUGGCGGAGAUAAAGAUACCAGGUUCUGUGACUGAAUGGUUUGGCAGAUGUUUCAUGAUACCAAGCCUACAAUAGCUGGUGCUUCUUUUAGACGACAUAUAAGGAGAGCGACAUCUCCUGUUGUAUCACUACACAGUCCGCUUGUCACUUGCACCAUAACGAUAUUCAUGGCUCAUAAUUGCUUGUAUACGUUACUACAUCACAUUUGACAUCUCAGUAUCUUGCCCUCCUAUCGGCAGUUCC